Messenger RNA from Iphiclides podalirius (scarce swallowtail), 447 nucleotides. Lineage: Eukaryota; Metazoa; Arthropoda; Insecta; Lepidoptera; Papilionidae. The record is from the annotation of a GenBank genome assembly.
AUGGAUUCGUCAUUGCGUUCCGAGACACAGUUCAAGUCAGAUUUUAGUAUUGAAAGGAUAUUGAGUCAAGACGCAGAUAGGGUACAACAGGACGAGGCGUCACCAAGCUGGUUAUGUUGUACGCGGUACAGACCACCACGUUUAGCUAGUGAUCUUGUUUCUAAACCAACGCGGUGUACGCGACUGGGAUUCGAGGUCGCACAGGAACAGCGAGCAACGCAAGUCGCGCGCGCCGCUCCGGCCGGCACGCCAGAGUUCCGUUCACCGCUGCCCAGGCGGCCGCACUCGAGGCCGCGUACAAGCGAGCGCCGUACUUGGCCCCGCCGGCCCUGCGCGCCCUCGCCGCUGCGCUCCAACUCCGCGACGACAGAAUUAAAAUCUGGUUCCAAAAUCGUCGAGCCCGUGAAAGAAGAGAAAAAUCUGGGACCAUCACUCCGCCCCAAGCCG